CCGGGAAGUCAUGCGGUACUCGAGCGCGGAGACCUCAUGGGCGAAGUUCGGGGAAGCUCGAGACUUCGCGUUCGUCGGGAGGGACGCGAUCGCGAUCGUCUCGGGCGUGUACGCGCGCUUCUUCGACUGGAGCAGCGGGGAGACGCGCAUCGAGAGAUUCGAGGGUCGCGAGAGAGGAGACGGCGCGUCUCGCGUCGCCGGGCUCUCGGUGGCUCCGAUCUUCUCUCUAGUAGAGAGGAAGUCGAACCCUCUUAUAUCGGUGUUCGUCUAUCCGUCGCUGCGACGGAUAGCGAGGUGCGCCGAGAGCAACGCGGCGACCGGUUACUCGUGUUGCGCGUUCGCUGGCACCGAAUACUUGCUCGGCCAGACGAUCCACCCCGAUUUCCGGAUCAUCCUCUGGCACUGGAGAACCGGCGAACGACUCACGGAGACGGACGCGACUGUUAUGGACCCUUCCGUUGAGUUUCGCGCGACGUUGACAUGCACACCGGACUCGCCUCUGCUGGUAGCAAGGAAGUCCACCGGGAGCACGAGCAAUGUAUCGAUUUAUCGCGUGCUAAUCUGCUCGAAGAUCGUCCGACUGUUCCCCAUCGAGACGAGAUCCAUCUCCGAUCGCGAUCCAGUCGCCGUCUCCUGGACCACCGACGGAACGUUGCUUCUCUGCGACCGGUUCGGCAACGUGGAGUGCGUCGAGAUCGACGAGGACGAAGCCGGUCGCGUUCGAACGAUCGUUCGGUCGUCCCGGAAACCUCGGCGGGAUCCUGUGCUGGUGGCUCACAGGGACGGAGCGCUGCUCGUCGUCGCUUCCGGCGAGUCGGCCGGGAAUUCGGAAGAUAUUCGUGCCACGUUCUUCAGAAGAGGACCGACGGAUGGAGGCGACUGGAGAACGGUGUGGACGAUGCCGUUGCCGUCGUACCCGAGGCGAGCGGAGAGCCACCCCAGAGACGACAAGAUCGUUCUGCUCGACGAGCGCGGCGGCACUCUGGUUAUCGUCGGGCCGUCGCGGGAUCGAGCGCCGCGCGUCGAGACGCUCGUUAAGGACGACGAAGGUUUCGAGGCGAUCGCUGCUUUGCCCGCGCCGCACGUCGCGGCGUUGAGCCGAAAAUGCAGGCUGCUGAUCCUCGACGCCGCCACGGGAGCGAUCGUCUCCGCGACGAACGCGUCUCUGAGUCAUCACGGAAAAGUGACUCGCUUCGUCUCGCAUCCUUCGAGGCCGCUUCUAGCGACGUCCAGCGACACGGGCAAUUGUCUGCUGGUCGAAACCUCGACGCCCUCGUCUCCCAGGAUCCUGUGCUGCGCUCACCUGCAGAGGGAAUCGUUGGACACGCUGAAAUUCUCCGACAACGGCGGACUUCUCGGCGUCGGUUCGUCUCAGCUCGGCAGGCUGUUCCUUCUCGGGCCGACGAGCGCGAACGUCGCGAUCGCGUUGAACGUCGGCCGUCCGGUAAUCGCGUCGAUGCACGUGGUCGACUUCUUGAUUUACGAGUCGAAGUCGCGCUCAGAGGCGACAGCCGUGGUCCUGGCAGCCGGUCGCGAGAUCGCGACGUUCUCCUGUCGGCUGAACGGCGAUUAUCGCGAGACCGCGGUGCCGGAUCACGUGAUAACGUUGCCGUUGCUUUACGAGAGCCUGUUCGCCGCGGGAAAGUCGAUUCUGGCGGUGCCGCGUCUGUCGAAAGUGUUGCAUCGCAUCGAACUCGAGUCGGAGUUCCGGGAAGCGACGCUGUGCGACGUAGUUUCGUCGCUGCACCGUGCCAGGAACAUCGAGGUCGGCCUACAUCGCAGCGGCAACUGUUUACUGAGCUGCGGUUACGACGGCACGGUCGUCGUGCGAGACGUCGCGGACUUGCGACGCGUCUGGGCGAUAUUUGCGGCUCAUCACGGGAGCGAGGGCGGAACUCGUGCCGCGGUGCUCGUCGGUGACGAGGUGAUCUGCCUUGGCCGGAACGGAGACUUGACGGCGAGCAGAAUUAUCGAGUUGGAGGGUAAACCGAGCAGAAUUGAGAAGUUCGAAUCUUUGGAAGACUCGCGCUGGAUUUCCGACGCGAAGACAGAGGCGGAUGAUUGGCAGAGCGAGACGUGGAUAGACGGGAAGAUUCGCGAACGGAACGCUGCCGAGCAGAAGCGAGACCUCUCCGCGCGUCUCUCGAUUCUCGAGGAUUUCGAGGGGUUGAAGCGUCGGAUCGCGGCGCUGCUCGAUUCGAACGAAGCGGAACCGCCGGAAGCGAGACUUCCGAUCCGCGCGUUCGAUCUCGACCAGGAGGCUCGGUCGCGUAAACUGGCGGCGGUUAAAUCAGAGGAGGAACGGCUGUCGCGGGCCUGCGAGCAGCGAAUCGACCGGUACGAUCGGGCGAGUCGAUUCCUGCGAGAGCGAUUCCUCGAUAACCUGCUCGUCGCGCCCAGCAGCGUCUCGUCUGUCUUCAGCGAAGCGAAAGUCGCCAACUAUCCUCUGCAACGAGUGUCUCCGCAGGACGAGGAUCUGCUGUCCUGGUGCCGAUUUUCCGAGAAAAUCGAGGAGACGAUCGUUAGGUUCGAGGAAGAAUCUCUGGAGCCGACGGAGGUCCACGUCGAGCGGAACCGAUUCGCGUCGCGCCACGGAUACGUUCAAGUCUGGGAGGCCAGCGUCCUCGCGGCCGAUCGCGAACGCGACGCGAAGUAUGGAACGUCGCCUCCCUCCGCGCAGAUUCGCUUCAACCGAUUAUUCGAGGAGAUUCGCUCGGCGAAGGAGAAAGAGGCCGACGCGGCGACCGAGCUGGCUGCUGAAACGCGCCGCUGCGUCGACGAACUGAUGCGGACGUUCCGCGUGGACGCGACCGACAAGCUCCUGGACGCGUCCAGAUGGCGAACGGAGAACCGCCGGUCCGACGGAGGCAGAGUCGAAGCUGAGGUCGAGACGAGGCCGAAAACUCCGUCGGAGGACGACGCGUUCCGGCGAUCGAUGCUCGAGCGAACGAUGGACGGCGUGCUGGAAGUCGGACUAGAGGAGAACGCGAAGAGGAGCAUUCCAGUGCCGGACUGCCUCAUCCGAGGCGAACCUGCCGGAGGAUACACGAGAGAGGACGCCGAGGCGGUCGCCGCGUACGAGGAGAAGAUGCGCGCGCUCCGAGCCGACCGUCGAGCGUACAGGUCGACGCUCGAGGAGAAGAUCGAGCGAGCGAGAGAGGAGUUCCGUAUCCGCGCGGAAUCGUUCGACUCGCGGCUGAAGGAUCUGGCGACGGAGAAGAUCCGCGUGGAGCGAUCGGUGCUGUUCGACCGGUUCGUCGGCGCCUGGACGAUCCUCUGGCACCGGCGCGUUGCCCGACGCAGGAGCGAGAUCCGCAGCGCGGUCGAGCUGCAGGUGACGCCGGCGGCGCGGAGGGUGCGCGCCCUCGCCGCGGAGUGCGAGCAAUUCGAGGCCGGCCUGGCCGAGCUGCGGAACCGGUACGAGAGCCUGCGCAAGCGGGACAAGCUGCUCGAGGAGAAGUUCCGGGCGGAUCUGCUCGAGUCGAAGCAGCCGAUGGCGGCGGAGCUGCUGCUCCGGCAUUACCGGAAGCGGCCGAAGCCCGUGUCCGCCGCCGCGUGCGGCACGUCGCCGGCGUUCCUCCGCGAGCUCGCGGAACGCGUGCUCGACCGGGGCGAGUCGGAUCUGCUGCCGAGGGACUGGUUCGGCUAUCUGCGAGGAGUGCGGGAUCUGGACGCGAUGCCGGACAGCCCGCCGUUCAGGAUCGAGGCGGACCAGUGGCGAGACGCGUGCGCGCUCCGGAGGUUGAAGAUCGAGGCGGAGAUCAAGGUGCGAAGCUGCGCGGUCGAGCUGGCGGAAGCGGAACAGAGUGUGGCGUUCUGUCGAAGGACUUGCUCGAACGCGCGCGCGGCGGCGAGCCGGCGCAAGGAGACGGUGCAGCGUCUGGAGAAGGCGCUGCUCGAGCUGCUCGACGACCGGGAGGUCCCGUUGCUUCUGAGGACCGGGCAGCUGCGGCAGCAGCCGAGCGGCGGCUCGACCUCUGACUGGGCGGAGGCGUUGCUGAUUCCGCGCCGCGAACUCCGCCGCGUGACCGAGGCUAUCGCGGCGACCGGGCGGCGAAAACUGACCGAGCUGCGCCGGCUGGUGAACCUCCGGAGGACCGCUUCGCGCGAGGAAUGGCGACUCGCCUGCCUCCAACGGGCGGCGGAAGAUCUGCGGGCGCGAGCCAGAGAUCUGGCCAAUGUCAAGUCGAGCAAGAUCGUGCAGCUGUGCGCGAGAUCCGAGCUGCCGGAGUCUAAGAUCGAGAGGAGCUUGCAGGCGCGGCGAUCGCACCUCGAGCGGACGGCGCGGAGGGAGAGGGCCAGGUUGACGCGCGUCGCGAGCGAGACGCGCACCUGGCGUAGGAGGAACUCCGAGAUGAACCUGCGGAUCGAUCGGGAGAGGGCCGAGAUCGACGAGCUUGCGACGGCCGCCCGCGAUCCCCUGCGCUCGAGAGCCGCCGCUUUCCGCAAGAGGCGAGUGCGCGCGAUAAGGAGGAAAGCGAGCCUCGCGCGAGCGGUCCGCGAGCACUUCGAGGAGCUGCUGCUUCUCGAGAGCCGGCUGGAAAUUUCCAAGCUCAGAACGUAUCCAACCUUGACGACGAGACUGAAGAUCUGAGGCGAGUCGCGAGCCGAGUCGCCGUUGAUAGGCGACUCGCCGCGUGUCCUUUCCGCCGGGACGCGGGGAAGCCGGAGAUUUAAUUUCCGUUUCAAUUCUAGACGAUUCGCAAACGAGUUUGCAGACUUUCGCGAGCGGCUGGGUUCCCGGUUGCGAGGACGGAGCUGUCGAACUCUUGAAACUAAGGAGAAUGACGUGGAACGUCGAGGAAUAAUCGUCGUUUCACGUACGCGAAGCAGCUCCGCGCUCGUCAGCGUUUAUUCUCUUCCUCCUGACCUCGGCUCGCGUCGUUAUCGUCACACCCAGUUCCAAUUUGAUUCAAUAAGUCUCGAUCAGCCGGGAAUUCCCGGCGAUUAUCUGCACCGUUGGAUUUUCCGUCUCGCGGUCUGGUUUUCCGCUUGCGACGCCGCGACAGAACGGUCGGCGCGGGCUCCCCAAGGUCGUAGGUCAUCGCCACUAUCGAGGCUUGUUUUCGCCGCUGCGACUGUUACGGGGACCGGUUAUCUGCGCCGCCGUGGCUUCGAGAUAAAUCCCGAACCGCGAGCGCAUCUCGACCUUGACACGCGAGAGACGGGGAAUCCACGGCGAGCCGUUUCGCAGGCGACUCGCGUCCCGCGUCUCGUACGCGCGGCGCGUCCGACCGGCCAAUCGGCGGCGGCCGUCCGGCGGCGAGGCCCUCGAGAUCGCCGCGACUCCCCGCGAAACGUAGGA
Nomia melanderi (Alkali bee) is the source of this 5305-nucleotide messenger RNA. NCBI's taxonomy places the organism in Eukaryota, Metazoa, Arthropoda, Insecta, Hymenoptera, Halictidae. The record is from RefSeq and is a predicted model, not a curated record.